This is a messenger RNA of Entrophospora sp. SA101, 795 nucleotides long. NCBI's taxonomy places the organism in Eukaryota, Fungi, Glomeromycota, Glomeromycetes, Entrophosporales, Entrophosporaceae. The record is from the annotation of a GenBank genome assembly.
AUGACAAUAAUCGCUUUUAUCUCCCAAAAAGGAGGCGUCGGAAAAAGCACCCUUGCCCGAGCCUUGGCUACCGAAGCCACUAAAAAGAAAAUUAAAGUUCUUUUAGCUGAUUGCGACCACCAACAAAAAACUAAUGCUCCGGCCAGAACUAGCACAGGAACAUUAGAGAUAGCCAAAAGAGCUGAUUUAAUAAUUCAACCGGUCGGAGCCAGCCGAGAUGAUUUAUUACCCGCUUUACGAGAAUUCAACGCCUUAAAAGCCCAAUGUAUUAAUAAAGAUAAAUUAUUAUUUGUGCUUAAUCACUUGUCUACCCCGGCCGAAGUAUUAGCUACCCAAGAAUAUUUAACCGAAAGCACUUAUUCUUUUGCUCCUUUUUACUUGUAUGAACGAGCCUCUUAUCGCCAAGCCCAAAGCGAAGCUUUUGGUGAAAUACCGCAAGAAAUCAGUGCUAAUUUACAGGCUCCCGAGUUGGCUCCGUCAGAUAAAAGAUUUACCGGACGGACUAAACAAUUAAACUUUAAAGAGAAAUGUAUGUUAGUGGAAUUAUUAGAAAAAGCAUUUGUGGAAUAUGAGAAACAGCAAAAGAAAGAAAAUCAACCUCAGCCAAUCUACUCUCUUGCUCCUGAUUUAGACGAAUUAAACCAAUAUCCUACUUACUGUGCUGAUUGUGGAGAAGCUACCGAGCAAGAACCCGAAUUUUGUUCUUUUCGCACUGAAACUAACCAAGAACCCUGUCUUCAUUUUAUUUUUGAUAAAAAAAAGCAAUUGUGCCGUUCGCAUAAUAAACAAGUGUGA